ACUAAAAUCGGACAACAGGUUUAGGAGAUUCGAGACAUCAAAAAUGACCCAUUUUUAAGGUGUACCGAUUUUUUUGGCCAGGAGUGUAUAUUCAGUUUUGUGAGGAGUUCCACAACUUAAAUUUAAAAAUUAAAAAGCCCAAAGUACCUUUCCUGUUCAAAAUGUGGUAUGUUAGACAUGCAACUAAAAGUAUGUUCUGAGAAUGAAAACCAGUAGCUUUUAAAUCAAAACAUGACCACCUUGAUAACAUGGAGUAUGCGUAUGAGUCUAAACACAAAGAAGUGUGACGUGAUUUUGUCACGCGACUGUUUUUAGCUCCUUGCCUAUUUAUUUAUUGUGAGAGGUUGUUUACAUAAUUUGAUUUAUGUCCGAGACCUUUUUAACAGGUAUAUUAACCUCGAUAUUUCUUUCUAGAAAAUGCUUAUUCGAUAUUUGUGUAAAUAACCCUUCGAUUGUUGUUCUAGAAUGGGAUGGGCUCUUCCGUGAUAGUGUUUCUUAUUCUGGAACAUUGUAAUAAAAUAUAUAAAUAGGGGAUUUGAAAUUAGUGAAGUCAGUUACUAAUUUCGACGCGAUAUUAUAUUGUUACGUUUUUGUGAACGGGUUUGAAAUGUAUUUUUAAAGUAGAUAAAUAAAUAUUUGCAAAUGAAUUAAAUAAGUUAGUAUGUAGGUGUAAAAUAAAUUAGAUAUAUUGUUGUAAAAUUAAGUGUUAAAUUGUAAGUGUUAUAAAUUAAACAAUUUCAAGUAAGUCUUUUAUUUAUUUAAUAAUAAUUAAAAGUCAAUUCGCGUAAUAGUUCACAAAUAAAUAAAUCAGUACAGUAAUAACCCAACAACUGGUGAUCAGAAGUGGAUAAAAUCAACAUAAAUUUGUCGACUUUAAUAUAGUGUUGAAUCUUUUAAAAAUAAAUAAAAUAUAAAUCGUAAUAAAUAAAGUGUGUGAUCAUGUCUACCUUGUGUAAGCUAAAAAUUGCAGACCUGAGACUUGAAUUGGAAGAAAGGGACCUGAGUUCUACUGGGAAAAAGGCUGAUCUAGUCGAACGUCUAAAGAACGCUCUUCAAGAAGAGGGUCAAGAUCCAGAAACCUAUUUGUUUGAAGACAAGCAUGCUGCUUUGAUUUCGUCAAUUACGUCGUUAGAGAACAAAGUUUCUAGUGAAAUCUCCCAAGUUUCCUCGGAUGUUUUGAAAGUUUCGACAGACAUUACAUCGCUAGAGAACAAAGUUUCGACAGACAUUACAUCGCUAGAGAACAAAGUUUCGACAGACAUUACAUCGUUAGAGAAAAAGGUUUCUAGUGAAAUUUCCCAAGUUUCCUCGGAUGUUUUGAAAGUUUCGACAGACAUUGCAUCGUUAGAGAAGAAAGUUUCGGGUGAUAUUUCAUCCCUUGACAGCAAAAUGACUAACGAGAUCUCUAAAAUCACUUCGGAUUUUGACGACAAGAUAUCGUCCAUAAAAUCUACUUUUGAAGAAAAGAUCAAGGAAAUAGAAAAGAAACUGGAGGAAACGGAAAAAGUGGACAAAGUGGUAGAACCCAUCUUAACAGACAUUAAAAAUGAUGAAACCAAAUACAAAUUGGAGCCACGGUCGAUAGUUGAAGGGAGUGUGGGUCAUGCUCGGGUUAAGGUGCCAAAUUUCGACGGAAAGUCGUCAUGGAACAGUUAUAAGAAACAAUUUGAAACAGUUUCAAGAGCGAACGGAUGGUCUGAAAAAGACAAAGCUGUAAAUCUGGUUAUUGCUCUUCGAGGAGAGGCUUUGGAUGUACUCCAGACCAUAGCUGUAGAGGAGACGAAUGAUUUUGAACAACUCAUGAAGAGACUAAACAUGCGUUAUGGGCACGAACAUUUGGAGUAUGUCUAUCAGGCGCGGCUUAAAAACCGACGACAAAAGAAAGAUGAAGCUCUUCAAGAAUAUGAGCUAGAUAUUGCCAGGCUAGUACGAUUCGCUUAUCCAACAGCUCCCGAAGACAUGAGGGAAAUAUUGGCUGUUCAAACAUUUAUGGAUGGUCUUCGUGAUGUUGAAAUGCAGAGAACACUGCGAUUAGCUCCUCACAAGACGCUGGUCGAUGUAUUGUCCGCGACCCUCGAGUUCGAAUCAGCUACGCAGGCCUCUGGUGAGUACAGUGCAGUUCGAACUGUGAAAGAAGAAGAGGAUGAAGACAAACUUGACCAGCUGGUAAAUAUGGUGAAAGGCUUUACAUCGAAGAAAACGAAGACCAUGAAUUGCUGCAAUUGUGGUGAAAAUGGGCACGCACGGAGUUUAAAGAAGAACGCAAAUCAAGAAACUCGCCAGCAGGAAAUAAGAGAACGCACAGACCCUAGGAGGGCAGCCUCGACUCAGAACUCCUCUAAAGACCAUCUAAUACUAAUAGCUUCUUUGAAAUGUCGUGAGGAUAGUGUAUAUGUAGAUGGAGAAAUAAAUGGUAAAAAGUAUACAUUGUUGGUGGAUACCGGGGCGACCAGGACCAUUAUACGACCGUCAAUUGUAAACAGCCGUAAGAAACUCGUACCAACGAGGUUGCGACUGCGGACUGCCAUAGGUGAAAAUGCCAACACCCACGGAGAAAUCCAGAAGGGAUUGGAGCAGAAAAGUUCGUCCAUACCGUCAUAG
This is a messenger RNA of Diabrotica virgifera virgifera (western corn rootworm), 2601 nucleotides long. RefSeq lists its product as uncharacterized. Bases 940 to 2601 code for a protein of 553 amino acids. NCBI's taxonomy places the organism in Eukaryota, Metazoa, Arthropoda, Insecta, Coleoptera, Chrysomelidae. Gene Ontology annotation, biological process: proteolysis. Gene Ontology annotation, molecular function: aspartic-type endopeptidase activity. The record is from RefSeq and is a predicted model, not a curated record. The transcript has a single exon.